Messenger RNA from Clonostachys rhizophaga, 462 nucleotides. The record is from the annotation of a GenBank genome assembly. Lineage: Eukaryota; Fungi; Ascomycota; Sordariomycetes; Hypocreales; Bionectriaceae.
AUGUCUCAAUCCGGAGCGACCGUCUCGCAGGAGUGCAUCACUGCCUACAAUGACCUGAAGCUUAACAAGAAGUACAAGUUCAUCAUCUACAAGCUGUCAGACGAUUACAAGGAGAUUGUUGUCGAGGAAGCCUCUGACAGCAAGGACUGGGAGGCUUUCCGGGAGAAGCUCAUCAAUGCCACCUCCAAGAGCAGAUCCGGUGCUGUCGGCAAGGGUCCCCGUUACGCCGUCUACGACUUCGAGUACAGCCUUGCCUCUGGCGACGGUCUCCGCAACAAGCUUACCUUCCUUGCCUGGUCUCCUGAUGAUGCCGGUGUUCAGCCCAAGAUGAUUUACGCUUCCUCCAAGGACGCCCUCAAGCGAUCUCUGACUGGUAUCGCCACAGAGUUGCAGGCCAACGACCCCGAUGACAUUGAAUAUGACUCCAUCAUCAAGACCGUCAGCAAGGGCCUUGCUGGUUAA